CACAGAGAGAGCUCAUUUGUGAUCAGAGCAGUUUAUUGGACCUCAUGUCACUUUGGGUGGAGCUAAACACAGAAAAGUAUUUAAUGUUGAAGACCAGAGAAAAGAGGUACUGGUGACAAUGGCUCUUCAAAGGUUUGCAUGGGGGAUCACUGUGAUGAUCGCACUCUUCUUCAAAGGAGGUGACUCACAACCCGCCUGUGCCAGACCUCCCAUCAACAGCAGGAUCAUCGGAGGGCAAGAUGCAUCUCCAGGAAGUUGGCCCUGGCAUGUUGCUUUUACCACUGACAACAACAACCUGUUCUGUCAGGGAUCUCUGAUCACCAAAGAGUGGGUGCUGACAGCUGCUAAAUGCGAACGCACUUCCUCCGAUGUAGUUUUGCACUUUGGUGGCACCAACCAGUCUGGAUUUGGUGAAGUGACUCGGGGAAUUGACAGCUUUCACUGCCACCCAAACUUCACCUUCUUUGGUGGAAACGACAUCUGCCUUGUGAAGCUGUCUGCUCCAGUCAACUUCACUGACUACAUCCGACCAGUGUGUUUGGCUGCAGAAAACAGCACUUUCUACGAUGGAACCAGCAGCUGGGUCACUGGUUUCAGUGGCUACACAAUAUCCUACCCUUUACAGGAAAUCGAUGUAUCAGUAGUUGGGAACAGAAAAUGCAACUGCAGCUACAACUACAACUAUCCAAUAACAGAGGACCUGAUGUGUGCUGGAAGUGAAAAUGGUUCAAAGACAGAAUCUUAUGGAGAUGGAGGCACAGCUCUAGUAACCAAGAAAGACUCCAUCUGGGUCCAGAGUGGGAUUGCGAGUCUAAAAUUUCAGAAGCUACUUACUAUCUAUACUCGUGUGUCCCAGUACCAGAAAUGGAUCACCGACACAGUCACUGGCAUGGACCCAGGUUUUGUUACCUACACCUCCCCAGGCAUUGACAGCAACUUGAACUACACCUGUCCUCCACCACCAACUACCACCCAGCGCCCCCACUUUACCACCCAGCGCCCCCACUUUACCACCCAGCGCCCCCACUUUACCACCCAGCGCCCCCACUUUACCACACAGCACUCUACCACUGACGACAGCAUAUUUGGCAGUGGUGAAACUCUGAUUCCCGUCGCUCGAGUCUUCCCUCUCUCUGCUCUUGUUCUGUUUGUCCAUCUGUUUGUUGGUGGUGCUGGAAACUAAAUCAUAGCUUUGACUCAUGCUGCAUUCUAGUUCAUAACCAACACCAACUCUCUAUUCAAUAGAAUCAAAAUGUUGAUAUUUUUAGUCUGAUUUAGUUUUAUUUCACAAAUUAAGAUUUCUACAAAGCAAAUGAAGGGUGUAAUAAGUUUAUCUGGUAAUUAGUUUAACAAACCUCUCAUAAAAUUCAAAUUGUUUUUUUUUUUCUGUCCUUUACAUUGUGUUGACUGUAUUUUCUUAACUGUAAAUGCCAAUUAAAUCUCGAGUGUUUGACAACAGGUUUGGGAUUUUUAGCAGAUAAUCACACUGUUAUUUUAUUAAAUAUGAAACAAACAAACUGUGAUUAGUAAUAAACUGUGAUUAAAAUCAUUCAAAACUAUA
Molecule: messenger RNA, 1561 nt
Organism: Xiphophorus couchianus (Monterrey platyfish)
Lineage: Eukaryota; Metazoa; Chordata; Actinopteri; Cyprinodontiformes; Poeciliidae
Product: serine protease 27-like
Exons: 6
Coding region: 119-1183 (354 amino acids)
Biological process (GO): proteolysis
Molecular function (GO): serine-type endopeptidase activity
Source: RefSeq, a predicted model, not a curated record